GGGCAGGGCAGCACCGCCGCCUCACUGUCUCCCUCCCACAGCCUCCCAGCGCAGCGCGGGCCGAGGGCAGAGAGCCGCCGGCCGCGGGAGCGGCACCUCCGGCGGCGGCCAAUUAUCAACCGAAAGCUGACAGCCUUGCAUGAGACUGGUCUCCGACCUCAUCUAUGUCCCUUCCCACACAAAGCACUGACCAUAUUUACACAAGGAGACAGCAUUCCUGUUCCCACAUUGCACACAGAACUGGAUUCAUGUAGAGCAAAUGUUGCUAUGAGGAAAGGAGUCAGAGAUGACUGAUGUGGAGCCCGUGGUCACAGAUUUCGCAGCAUCAGGCCGGGCAGGCCGCCGCAACGCCUUACCAGACAUUCUGGGCUCUCCUGCUGGUGCUGGGACUUCAGACCUGCCGCACAAACUGGCUGAGCUCUCCGUUUCAGAAGAUGAAGGAGCGGAGGGUGGAGAAGUGCCAUCACCCAAGGCCUUACUGGAAAAUCAAGAGGCGAAGGGAAAGAGCAAUGAUUCCUAAUACCUAAGGACUGAUGGAUCAAUGAAUGAAACCCAUCGACAGACUUUCCAGUUUCCCUGUGUCACCCCUUCUGAAGUGUGGUAGCAACCUUAGCAGCACAGACAAGAGUUUGCAACACACUUGUACCUAGAUGCCAUUAAUGUGGAACUGCUGUUUUUUCCUACUGUUGUCAUUCGAAACCAAUGUUCUACACAUCCAAAUGAGAAAAGAACUAAAGAAUGUAUCUCUUGUUUCCUCAUGGUUAUAGUAUUCAUCUUAGCUAGUCUUCUUUGACAGUUUCAAUCAAUAUAGCUAGCAUUUUGAAGAUUGCUUCAAAAUAAAAAUCCUGUUUCUUUAUUUCCCAAAGUAUCUUCUUUCUCUCUGACUCACAGGUAUAUUCACUCUCCCCAUCUUAAGAUGCUAGUAAGUAUAUAUUGGAUUACAAACAUGGUCUGUAAUGUAUCUUAAGAUCAGAGAUUUUUGUUCCUAUUGCGCACAUGUAGAUGGAUAGGAGAAAUAAAAAGAAAACAACUUUUUUCAUCUCCUCUUCUCUCCUAAAAGUUUUUCAAACUACAUAAACACAAAUGUUCAUUUUCAAACUCUCUUUAAACUCUAUUUGAUUAUGGCAGAUUAUUUGAGUUCUCCCACUUUUAGCAGUUUUGCCCCUUUUGUAAUUUCUGUUAUCAGGCUGAAUAUUGUAGCUGUUCAUGUGUAUCUGAAAUAAAGUAGCCACGUGUGUAAGUGAUUAAAAUGGUUUAAUCUCAUGGUGGAAAUUAAAUAGCUAUCAUCUUGUCUGUCUUCUGUUGAUUCUUUGGUGUUUCUCCUGUAUGACAAGACGUAAA
Messenger RNA from Colius striatus (speckled mousebird), 1341 nucleotides. RefSeq names its product cAMP-dependent protein kinase inhibitor beta (gene PKIB). Bases 287 to 520 code for a protein of 77 amino acids. NCBI's taxonomy places the organism in Eukaryota, Metazoa, Chordata, Aves, Coliiformes, Coliidae. Gene Ontology annotation, cellular component: cytoplasm; nucleus. Gene Ontology annotation, biological process: negative regulation of cAMP-dependent protein kinase activity. Gene Ontology annotation, molecular function: cAMP-dependent protein kinase inhibitor activity. The record is from RefSeq and is a predicted model, not a curated record. The transcript has 4 exons.